Molecule: messenger RNA, 3518 nt
Organism: Neopsephotus bourkii (Bourke's parrot)
Lineage: Eukaryota; Metazoa; Chordata; Aves; Psittaciformes; Psittacidae
Gene: GRIN3A
Product: glutamate ionotropic receptor NMDA type subunit 3A
Exons: 9
Coding region: 40-3399 (1119 amino acids)
Biological process (GO): ionotropic glutamate receptor signaling pathway; synaptic transmission, glutamatergic; monoatomic ion transport
Cellular component (GO): plasma membrane; postsynaptic membrane
Molecular function (GO): NMDA glutamate receptor activity; transmitter-gated monoatomic ion channel activity involved in regulation of postsynaptic membrane potential
Source: RefSeq, a predicted model, not a curated record
GCGGGGCUGGCUCUGCGCGGGGGCCGCCCGCCGCGGCUGAUGCCGCUGCCGCUGCCGGCCGCCCGCGGGGUGGCUGAGGCGGGUGGAGGGGCUGGGGCCGGGGGAGGCGGCGGGCGGCUCCCGGCCAUGUGGCGGCCAGGGGUCCGCGGGCUCCUGGGCUGGGCGUGCCUGCUGCUCCUGCCGCCCUGUGCCCUGGUGCUGGUGGCGGUGCCCGGCUCCGCGUCCCACCCGCAGCCCUGCCAGAUCCUGCGGCGCAUCGGGCACACCGUCAGGGUGGGGGCCACCCACCUGCAGCCCCGCUCCGCCGCUUGGCCCGUGGAGGCGGCGGGAUGGAGGAGGGCGAGCGGCAGCCCCGAAGGGGUGAUCGCAGCGGGGCCCCGGAGCAGUUGGCCGGGGGGCGGCGGGGAGCGGCGGCUGCCCCCCUCGCCGCGGGACGCGCUGCUGCUGGCUGUGGCGAACCUCAACAGAGUGGCCGGGCUGCUGCCCUACAACCUGUCCCUGGAGGUGGUGAUGGCGAUCGAGGCGGGGCUGGGCGACCUGCCCCUCUUCCCCUUCUCUUCCCCCAGUGCCUCCUGGAGCAACGACCCCCUCUCCUUCCUGCAGAGCCUCUGCCACACAGUGGUUGUGCAGGGGGUCUCCGCCAUCCUUGCCUUCCCGCAAAGCCGCGGGGAGAUGCUAGAGCUGGACUUCAUCUCGGCGGCGCUGCGCAUACCCGUCGUCAGCAUCGUGCUGAGCGAGUUCCAUCGGCGGAGUCCGAAUCCCCUUCACCUGCAGAUGAGUUUAGAAAACUCACCAAGUUCUGAUGCUGAUGUCACUUUCUCAAUCCUUGCAAUGAACAACUGGUAUAAUUUCAGCCUGAUGCUAUGCCAGGAAGAGUGGAACAUCACGGAUUUUCUCUUCCUCACACAACAGAGCUCUAAGUUCCACCUGGGAUCCAUUAUAAACAUCACAGCAAACCUCACUUCAGCCAGCGACCUGCUGAACUACUUACAGUUUUACCUGGAGGGCAUCAAAGACACAGUGUCUACCAUGGUGAUGUUUGGAUGUGACAUGGAAAAAACACGAAGGAUUUUUGAAAUAACUACCCAGUUUGGUGUGAUGCCUCCAGAACUUCACUGGAUUAUUGGGGAUUCACAGAAUGUAGAAGAACUCAGGACAGAAGGUUUGCCACUCGGUCUCAUCGCUCACGGCAAGACAACACAGUCAGUCUUCGAGCAUUAUGUACAGGAUGCAAUGGAGCUGGUAGCAAGAGCUGUAGCAGCAGCCACCAUGAUUCAACCUGAACUGGCUCUUAUUCCAAGCACAAUGAACUGCAUGGACACAGAUGAAAAGAAUAUCACUUCAGGGCAGUAUUUGUCAAAGUUUUUAGCCAACACAACUUUUGACGGUCUCAGUGGCCACAUUAAGGUGAAAGGGUCCUCCAUUGUCAGCUCAGAAAACAACUUCUUCAUCUGGAAUCUACAGCAUGACCCUAUUGGGAAGCCAAUGUGGACGCGUCUGGGAAGCUGGCAAGAAGGAAAGAUAAUAAUGGACUAUGGGAUAUGGCCAGAACAGGCCCAGAGGCAUAAAAAUCACAUGCAACACCCCACCCGGCUGCAUCUCAGAGUGGUAACUCUCAUUGAGCAUCCAUUUGUCUUUACAAGAGAUGUAGAUGAUGAAGGUCUUUGCCCAGCAGGGCAGCUGUGCCUGGAUCCUUUGACCAAUGAUUCAGCUGUGCUGGAUAACCUGUUUGAAACGCUUCAAGGAGGGAAUGACACGAUUCCCAUUGAGUUGAAGAAGUGCUGCUAUGGCUACUGCAUUGACCUGCUGGAGAAGCUAGCUGAGGAUAUGAAUUUUGAUUUUGACUUGUACAUUGUCGGUGAUGGAAAAUACGGAGCCUGGAAGAACAGCCACUGGACAGGGCUGGUGGGAGACCUUCUUGCUGGCACAGCUCACAUGGCAGUGACAUCAUUUAGCAUUAACACUGCCCGCAGCCAAGUGAUUGAUUUCACCAGCCCUUUCUUUUCUACCAGCUUGGGCAUCUUGGUGAGGACCAAAGACACAGCAGCUCCUAUUGGAGCCUUUAUGUGGCCACUUCACUGGACUAUGUGGCUGGGGAUAUUUGUUGCUCUGCACAUCACAGCGAUAUUCCUCACCUUAUAUGAGUGGAAAAGUCCUUUUGGGAUGACCCCGAAGGGAAGGAAUAGGAACAAAGUCUUCUCUUUCUCCUCCGCUCUGAAUGUCUGCUAUGCAAUCCUGUUUGGAAGAACAGCUGCCAUCAAACCCCCCAAGUGCUGGACUGGAAGGUUUUUAAUGAAUCUCUGGGCUAUUUUCUGUCUGUUUUGUUUGUCCACAUACACAGCCAACCUGGCUGCUGUCAUGGUAGGAGAAAAGAUCUACGAAGAGCUGUCUGGAAUACAUGACCCAAAGCUCCACCACCCAUCCCAAGGGUUUCGGUUUGGAACCGUGCGAGAAAGCAGCGCAGAAGACUAUGUGAGGCAAAGCUUCCCAGAGAUGCAUGAGUACAUGAGACGGUACAAUGUCCCUGCAACCCCAGAUGGAGUGGCAUAUCUAAAGCAUGAUCCAGAGAAACUCGAUGCCUUCAUCAUGGAUAAAGCACUUUUAGAUUAUGAAGUAUCAAUAGAUGCUGACUGCAAGCUUCUAACUGUGGGAAAGCCGUUUGCCAUUGAAGGAUAUGGUAUUGGUCUUCCCCCCAAUUCUCCACUCACCUCAAACAUCUCUGACCUGAUAAGUCAGUACAAGUCCCAUGGUUUCAUGGAUGUUCUGCACGACAAAUGGUACAAGGUUGUUCCAUGUGGGAAAAGAAGCUUCGCUGUCACGGAGACGCUCCAGAUGGGGAUCAAACAUUUUUCUGGGCUCUUCGUAAUGCUAUGCAUUGGCCUUGGUUUGUCCAUUCUCACUACCAUUGGGGAACACAUUGUGUACAGACUGGUCUUACCACGAAUCAAGAAGAAAUCCAAGAUGAAAUACUGGCUCCAUACAAGUCAGAGAUUACAUCGUGCUCUGAACAGUUCAUUUAUUGAAGACAAACGCCAGCGGAAGAAAAAAAGAGUAGAAAAGAGGUCCCAUAUAGGGAAUAGCCAGCAUGCUGUGUGGAAUACAGCCAAUCUGGGCAACAGCCACCGGAAAAAAUAUAUAUGCACUGAUGAGGGGCAAAAUGAGGUGAUGGUCCAACAGCACCAAGACAUCCCACUGCCACCGGUGAAGAGAGAGACUCCAGCUUCCUUAACAACCAACGGGAAAGCAGAGUCCCUCGGUAUUGCUAGGAUGUCAGUGGUGGAAGAGCUUACGGAGCUGGAGAAGCAGAUCGAAAUCAUCAAGCAGGAGCUGCAACUCGCUAUGGACAGGAAAUCAGAGCUGGAAGAGUAUCAGAGGACAAAUAGGCCUGCAGAACCCUAAGCCAGCAUACCUGGGCCCUUUCUCCUUUCUUCCUUUCUCCCCUUCUGUAAAAUUUGUAACACACUUUUAUAAUGCCAGAAAGAGGUGCAACAAUAAAGCAGGCAAUAUGCUCUUCAUGA